Xyrauchen texanus (razorback sucker) is the source of this 2305-nucleotide messenger RNA. It is a transcript of the gene zfand3, whose product is annotated as zinc finger, AN1-type domain 3. NCBI's taxonomy places the organism in Eukaryota, Metazoa, Chordata, Actinopteri, Cypriniformes, Catostomidae. The coding region runs from base 266 to 946 and encodes 226 amino acids. The record is from RefSeq and is a predicted model, not a curated record. The transcript has 6 exons. Gene Ontology annotation, molecular function: DNA binding; zinc ion binding.
CUCGCCCAGCUGAUCGGCCUCGACUCCCGGUGCGGUCCGUCGGACUGUACGCGGCCGUUGAUUUGUUAUAUUUUGUUUAAAUUAAUCCAAAUACACAGUAACGGCCGCUCGUGUCCUCAUAUUUCAUUACGCUGUCUUUUUAUAUCGGGUAUUGAGUUGUAAAGCGUUUCGGGGCAAAUUAGCCGAGGAAGUCCCGCACAAGCACUAGGCCGCGAGCGGAUCCCCGGUGUUUCCUUAAACAACGCAUCACCUUCAAGUCGCCGCAAUGGGGGACACAGGGAGCGAGCGCAGCAAGCCGCCCAGUAUACCUCCCCGCUGCCCUUGCGGAUUUUGGGGGUCCAGCAAAACCAUGAACCUCUGCUCCAAAUGCUUUGCUGACAUACAGAAGAAACAACCAGACGAGGACUGCUCUCCAGAGCCCGCCCCCAGUUCCAGCAAUAGCCAAUCAGCAGUCUUCUGUAAUGAGAUGAGCAGCAGCAGUAGCCAAACCCUGUCCUCCAAGUCAGAGAGCUGUGAGGAGCCCUCAUCAGAAGCCAUGCCUCUUUCUGCACAGGAAGAAGUCACCAGUACAGACACAGCUUGCGGCACGCUAUCCACUCCUACAAAACGACCCUGUGACUCAGCCUCAGGUUCAGAGAGCGAGUCGUCCCCGGAGAAGCGUGUUCGAUUGGGCGAGGCCUCAUGUUCUGAAGAUUCUCCAAGAGCUCCCAAGCAGAAGAACCGUCGGCGGUGCCAUCGCUGCCAAACCAAGCUGGAGCUUGUACAACAGGAGCUGGGGUCCUGUCGCUGUGGUUAUGUGUUCUGCAUGUUGCACCGGUUGCCGGAGCAACACAACUGUAUGUUUGACCAUCUGGGCCGCGGCAGAGAGGAAGCUGUUCUGAAGAUGGUUAAACUGGACCGCAAGGUGGGCCGAACCUGCCAGCGCAUCGGCGAAGAGUGCUCUUGAACGCCCCCAGCACCUCCACACUCACUGCAGUCCACUUAUCCACCGAUCUGUGGUGCAUUCAUACACACACACAUACACCUAAAUCACUCAUUAGUGAUAUCUUUCUUCCUCCGUUACAUCUCAGAGGACUCCACACCCCUGUUUGACCUCUGACCUGUGACCCCUUAAGUAGCCUCAGGCUCAUCACACACACAGGCACCUGCACAGCCUUAACUUUCUGUUGUCUGCCCAUUCCUCACACACAACCCCUCACACAGUACAAAUACAGAUCAGUAGGUCAGAUUAACGUCCUUCAAGAUCACGCUCCCGAACGGUCUGUACUUUGGAGAACUGUUCUUUCUCAUUGGCUGCGAUUGACUCCAGGGGAACACAUCACUCGAUCGAGUCCUCUGGGAAUUUAUGUUCAACAUCCAAAAGUCUCCUCCAUCACACGGACAUUCACAUGACAGAGACUGACUGAGGGAACAGGGGGUGACCUGGAUCACACUGUCCCAUAAAAACCUUGGGAAAAGCCCGACUUUGCUUUUUCUGCACUCAGCGGCUCUGCCAUGGCUCUUUGAGUAAUUUCCUCUGUCGAGCUGUGACAGAGCUGUGCCUGUUUUACUCUCAUACACUCGCACUCACAUAUGCACUUACAGCCAUGUUGUCAUACAAUGCUUGGUCCAGCACAAGGGCCGAGGCAAAUCAAAAUGGUACCCUUUGUAUUGGGUGCAGUUGGGAAAGGGCCCACAGCUCGUCUGGGAACUGUAGUUCAUUCAGGUUUGAUUAAACACUCUGUAACCUCGUAAAACUCCCAUCAGACCCUUCAAAAUAUGCUCUGCCUCUUUUUAAAACAGCUGAAAAUCUGCCCUUUUUUGUCUUCACCUUUUUUCUCACUAGUUUCUACACUGUCUGUUGCCUGCUCAUGCUACUCUUUUCUUGCUAAGCUGUCUUUCUUUCUGUAUUCUCUAUAUUAUACUCUCUCUCUCCUUCCCUUCCGUGGCAUUAUUGAGGUAUGUGUUCACCACAGGUGGGAACGAGGAAGGCAGAGGCACCAUUUACCGGCGCUUUUAUUUUUAUUUUUUACUUUUGACUGGUAUUCUGAUGAGAUGUUGACAAGGAUAGAACUGAAGUAAUGAAAUGAAUAUUGUGUAUCUUAAGAAAAAUUCUUAUUUAACCUCCUUUUGUGUUUCUGGUUGACUCACACUAGCAUAGAGCUGCAUUACUUUGCCCUUUUUAGGUUAACACAAAAACAAACAAAAAAAUGACAAAGAUAUGGAUAAGAUAAAGAAUCUGUAGCCUUUUUUUUUCUUCUUGUUUUCCUUUUUUUUUUCCUCUUUUGCUGAAAAAGAAUAAACUGGAUUAGAGGAUGUGUGGUAU